AUGAAAACAUUCGCUCUCGCUCUUCUUAUUACUGCAGGGGCACUCUUCCCUGCAAUCAUCCUCCUUUCAUUUUACUAUGUCAUCAUGCGUAUCUGGCCAGCACCACCCAUUGAAUUGGAACGCAUCACCAUUCCGGCAUCAAAUCAACUGUCCCAUCGCAUGCUAGUUCACCCAGCUGUGUCACCUCGUGCACACAUCCGGCGACACUCUCUGCACUUCACCACUCAGCAGUUUGAUGAACUGGAUGACCUUGCAUCUAUGAUGCUGCAUGAGAGUGAGAUGGAAGCCGAUCAUCCAUCCAAGCCUAAAUCGCGCGAUGAGGAACAUUGGAAUGUUGUGAAAUGA
Molecule: messenger RNA, 345 nt
Organism: Sparassis crispa
Lineage: Eukaryota; Fungi; Basidiomycota; Agaricomycetes; Polyporales; Sparassidaceae
Exons: 1
Coding region: 1-345 (114 amino acids)
Source: RefSeq, a predicted model, not a curated record